Messenger RNA from Candoia aspera, 1153 nucleotides. Its product is annotated as olfactory receptor 2AP1-like. Gene Ontology annotation, biological process: G protein-coupled receptor signaling pathway. The transcript has a single exon. Gene Ontology annotation, molecular function: odorant binding; olfactory receptor activity; G protein-coupled receptor activity. Gene Ontology annotation, cellular component: membrane. NCBI's taxonomy places the organism in Eukaryota, Metazoa, Chordata, Lepidosauria, Squamata, Candoiidae. The record is from RefSeq and is a predicted model, not a curated record. Bases 1 to 936 code for a protein of 311 amino acids.
AUGAUCAGAAAUCAAACAAAGACUGCAGGAUUUGUCCUUCUGGGAUUUGGGGAAUUCUACAAAGUACAGACAAUUCUUUUCUUGACCUUCCUAGUAAUUUAUGCUGUGACUGUAACUGGAAACACUCUUAUUGUGGCACUAGUUCUCUUUGACCACCACCUUCAUACACCCAUGUACUUCUUCCUGGGGAACCUCUCCUUCUUGGAGAUUUUCUUCACCUCCAAUAUUUUUCCAAGAAUGCUUUCUGGUCUUCUUACUGGAAACAAAAUCAUGUCAUUUAAUAGCUGCUUCACCCAAUGGUAUCUCUUUGGUUCCUUAGAGGCCACAGAAUGUUGCUUACUCUGUGCAAUGUCUUAUGACCGAUAUCUAGCUAUCUGUAAACCACUGCACUAUGCAACAAUCAUGCAAGCCCGAACCUGCAUCCAAUUAGUUGCUGCAUCUUGGAUCAAUGGAUUUGGAACUUUAGUGAUAUUACUUCAUCUGAUGUUACAACUAACGUUUUGUGGCUCAAAUGAAAUGGAUCACUAUUUUUGUGACUACUUCUCACUUCUAAAUCUCUCCUGCACUGACUGUAGCUUGAUAGAAAUUAUGGGUUUCAUUGUGGCUGUCCUAUUCACACUUCCACCUUUUCUCCUAACUCUGAUCUCUUACAUAUAUAUCAUAGCUGCUGUUUUGAAAAUUCCUUCUACCACUGGAAGACAAAAGGCUUUUUCUACCUGUUCCUCUCACUUGGUUGUGGUUUCCAUUUUUUAUGGCUCACUCAUGAUUGUGUAUAUGCUACCAAAGAAAUAUGUCAAUAGAAAUAUGCAAAAAUUUUCCUCUCUGUUAUACACAGCCUUGCCCCCUCUUGCCAACCCAUUUAUAUACAGCCUAAGAAACAAGGAAGUCAAAGAGGCACUGAGAAAUAACAUUAGAAAGCUUGUGCAAUGUUCCUAAAGCUAGUUAAUGUAGUAAAGAUGUAAUAAAAGGGAUGUGCCAUGUGGGCUUCUUUUUCUCUAGUAUUUUAAGUUUAAUAAUAUGACUGGUUAUAUAAAACACUGGGUCUGGUUUGGGGCAGCAUACUCUUGAGGUGUUGGGGAGAGCUCUGUAUGGCCAUGGGCUUAGCAGUGUCCAUCUCCGUGCUGUAGUAUCCCACUGGAAAUUUAAAACCACA